ACACUUGCUACUCAGAUCAAACCUGAGUUUUUUUUCAUUUGAAAAAACACCCGGAGAGCACCUCAUUCUAGGCUGGCCAAUGGCCAUGGCUUUCUUUGGUCUUUCUCUUGUGUUACUUCUCUCCAUGGUCUCUCCUGCCACCUCAUCAUGCAAUAAGAAUGAUAAGAGCUCCCUACUCCAAUUCAUUGCAGGGUUAUCAUUUGAAGAUAGUGUUACCAUUCCCUGGCAGGAUGGCACGGACUGCUGUGAGUGGGAAGGAAUAACCUGCGGUCGAAGUGGAGUGGUUAUUGAGAUCUUUCUGGCAUCUAGAAGCUUAGAAGGAAGCAUCUCACCAUCCCUUGGAAAUCUCAAAGGUCUGCAACGCCUCAAUCUUUCAUACAACUCACUCUCGGGCACCCUGCCAUCAGAACUAAUGUCAUCUGGAACCAUUAAAGUUCUGGAUGUGAGCUUCAACCGUCUCAGUGGGGUCCUCCAAGAGUCUCUUCCAUCAAUCCCUGGGGGGCAAUUGCAAGCACUCAAUAUCUCAAGCAACCUAUUUACAGGAGAAUUUCCAUCGACAAUGUGGGAGAAUACAAGAAACCUGGCUGCGAUCAAUGCGAGCAACAACAGUUUCCAAGGAUGGAUACCAUCUUCUUUCUGUAUGAGAUCAACAUCCUUUGUAGUGCUUGACCUUUCCUACAACCAAUUCAGUGGCAGCAUCCCUGCAGGUCUAGGUAAAUGUUCUGCACUUAGAGUACUCAAGGCCGGCCACAACAACCUCAGUGGGCCCCUCCCAGAUGAACUCUAUGAUGCUACAUCAUUAGAGUACCUCUCUUUACCAAACAAUGGUUUGCAGGGAUUACUUGAUGGUGCACACAUAAUGAAGCUCAGAAAUCUAACUAACCUUGAUCUUGGAGGUAAUAGGCUAAAUGGCAAGAUUCCACACUCUAUAGGCCAGCUCAAGAGAUUAGAAGAGCUUCAUUUGGGGAACAACAACAUGACUGGAGAGCUGCCAUCAAGUUUGAGUAAUUGCACAGAUAUCACAAUGAUUGACCUCAAGGGCAACAACUUCAGUGGAGAGCUUCACAAAGUCAACUUCUUCAACCUGCUCAAUCUGGAAGUAUUGGAUCUUCUAUACAACAACUUCACAGGCACAAUUCCACAAAGCAUUUACUCAUGCAGCAACAUGAUUGCAUUGCGGCUAUCUGGCAACAACUUACAUGGGCAGCUUUCACCGAGAAUAGGCAAUUUGAAGUCUCUUGUUUUCCUGUCACUUGGUGAUAAUAAGUUUACAAACAUCACAAAUACGCUUCAGAUCCUCAAGAAUUGUAAGAAUCUUACCUCCCUACUUAUUGGAGCCAACUUCAAGGGUGAAGCCAUGCCAGAAGAUGAAACGAUUGAUGGUUUUCAGAAUCUUAGGGCUCUUUCCAUAUCUGAGUGCUCAUUGUCUGGGAAAAUACCACUUUGGCUAUCAAAGCUCAAAAAUCUGGAGAUGUUGUUUUUGCAGAGGAAUCAACUCAGUGGAUCAAUACCGGCCUGGAUUAAAAACUUAACUUCACUUUUCCAUCUAGACUUAUCAUAUAACAACCUUGAAGGGGAAAUACCAGUAGCCUUAAUGGAGAUGCCAAUGUUAACAACAGAAGUUGCAGCAAUCCAUUCCGUCUUUGAGCUACCGGUUUAUCUAGGCCAUUCACUUCAGUACCGAAUAAUCAGUACUUUCCCAAAAACACUGGAUCUUGGCCACAAUAACUUAACUGGUGCGAUCCCCCAGGAUUUUGUUCAUUUGAAAUUACUUGCCAAACUCAAUUUAAGCUUCAAUGCCUUAACAGGAGAGAUUCCACAGCAGCUCGGUAACCUGACAAAUCUGCAAGUGCUAGACUUGUCAAGCAACCAUCUUGCAGGUGCAAUCCCAUUGGCUCUGAACAACCUGCACUUCCUCUCUAAAUUCAAUGUUUCUCAUAAUGACCUGGAAGGGCCUAUUCCGAGCGUAGGACAGCUUAGUACAUUUCCAAGCUCUAGCUUUGAUGGGAACCCAAAAUUGUGUGGAAUUAUGGUUGCUAAACUCUGUGACUCAGCUGAAGCACCUCCAGUCUCUGUUCCCUCCACAGAACAAACGAUCAAAAGUGGUGCCUUUGUGAUUGCUUUUGGAGCUUUCUUUGUUGUAGGGGUGCUAUAUGAUCAGAUAGUCUUGUCAAGGUAUUUUGGAUAGUUUCAGUUUGCAUGUGGAUUUAUGAUAAUGUUAGUGCCAAUUGGUGCCUUUUUAUGUGUACAAAAAUUGAAUAACUGGAGGGAAUUUGUGGGUCUGGGGCUCUGGGCACAUGACUCAGGACUGAGUCAUCCAUCUGGUGUAAAUGCAUAAACUUCAUAAGCUGAUCUGAAUUGAGGCAGUCAAAAAUUGCCAAGAAAAAACACCAAUCACUGUUAGAGUAUAUUUGGUAGGUUAGGAUAUGUAAUCCCGGACUACCAUAUGUAUCGGGGAGGUGCCUUACCCCCUAAGUCUCUGUACUCUAU
This is a messenger RNA of Panicum virgatum (switchgrass), 2490 nucleotides long. RefSeq names its product receptor-like protein 2. Bases 80 to 2188 code for a protein of 702 amino acids. The record is from RefSeq and is a predicted model, not a curated record. Gene Ontology annotation, molecular function: protein binding. Lineage: Eukaryota; Viridiplantae; Streptophyta; Magnoliopsida; Poales; Poaceae. The transcript has a single exon.